Messenger RNA from Durotheca rogersii, 501 nucleotides. RefSeq lists its product as uncharacterized. NCBI's taxonomy places the organism in Eukaryota, Fungi, Ascomycota, Sordariomycetes, Xylariales, Xylariaceae. Bases 1 to 501 code for a protein of 166 amino acids. The record is from RefSeq and is a predicted model, not a curated record. The transcript is spliced from 3 exons.
AUGCGCGCAUCCAGCUUCGUGAACUUACCGGCCGAAUUACAUAUCCUCAUCAGCCAACAACUCACAUACCCCGACGCCCUCUCUCUGAAACACGCCAACCGGUACUUCUACCACCUAGUGGACACCGGCCUCAAGCUCAAGGUGGACUGGUUGAUCGAGCGCCGAAGUCUGCAUCUGGAAUGUCCAAACGACCGCUGCUGUGAUCUGGGGAGCGACUUGAAGUUCUGCAGAGGCAGCGUUAGACUACUUAUGCAACGACGCCGCGAACACUUCGAAUGCGAAUCCCGCCCCGGCUUGGGAUGUCUUGUCUACGGGACGAAGCGCUGUGCGCAUCGACAGCAGCCUGGAUUCUGGAUUAAGCGAUGGCUGCGUCUCCGUGUGUCCAUCGAGCUAUGGUGGGCUAUCGUAGUCAUGGCUCCUGUUUUGUUCGCAUUCCUGUGGAUGAUAGACCUUGCAGCUUGGCGCGUGAAGGGUGCGAUGGAAACUACUCUGGUCAGUUAG